AUGGCAAAUAUUGACGAGUAUGGAAUAUCAAGAAUAAUGGCUGACAUGGUUAAAGCAGGUUUUCUGGAUCGCAAAGAUCCUUAUUUAGUAAAUUUGAUUUCUUUAUUCCGCAUUACAAUGUUGCGAGACUUAAAGCAAAAAGCAAAGAUUCGGGUAUCAAUGGGUACCUACCUGUUGGGUGUUUUAGAUGAAACAGAGUCCUUGAAGGAAGAUGAAGUUUAUUGUUGUAUAUCUGAUCCGCAAAACCCAGCUUCUAGAAAAGUAAUUACAGGCACUUGUGUAGUAUUUAGAAAUCCAUGUUUUCAUCCAGGUGAUAUCAGAGUUGUUACUGCUGUUAAAGUUAAAGCUCUCGAUUAUCUUGUAGAUGUUUUAGUAUUUCCAACAUUGGGAUAUCGUGAUCUUCCUAGUCAAUGUAGUGGCGGAGAUCUAGAUGGAGAUGAUUUCACAACUUCAAAUUACACCAGGGUUGAUAAGAUUUCAUCGACAAGAUCUGCCUCAGAAAACAACAAUAAUGCUAGUGAUGAUGGUAAUAUUAGAAGUGAUUAUAGUUAUCGAAAUGGAGAUGAAGUAGAAUAUUUUAUCGAUGAAUUUGAUGAUGGAAUGGAAAGAUUGCGCAGAUCGCUUGCUUCAAGUUUAUCUAUCAGUUGA
Entrophospora sp. SA101 is the source of this 648-nucleotide messenger RNA. Lineage: Eukaryota; Fungi; Glomeromycota; Glomeromycetes; Entrophosporales; Entrophosporaceae. The record is from the annotation of a GenBank genome assembly.